ACCAUCUCAAAUUUUUUAAAAAUUAUUUUCAUGUUAUUUUUAUUUACUUUAUUAUUAUUAUUUUAUUUAUUUUUCUUGUUCUGUUGCUCAGGCUGUAGUGCAGUGGCACUACCACAACUCACUGCACCUCAACCUCUGAGGCUCAAGUGAUGUUCCUGCCUCAGCCUCCCAAGCAACUGGAACUACAGGCAUGUGCCACCAUGCCAGGCUGAUUUUUCCUUUUUUUGUGUGGAGAUAGGGUCUCAUCAUGUUGCCUAGACUGUUCUCAAACUUCUGGGCUCAAAUGAUCUUCCCACUUUGGCCUCCCAAGUGGCUGGGAUUACAGGUGUGAGCCACUGUGCUUGGCCUUAUUAUUUUUAGAGACAUAAUCUGCCUCUUGUCACCCAAGCUGGGGUGCAUUGGUGUGAUCAUAGCUCACUGCAGACUUGAACUUCUGGGUUCAAGCAAUCCUCUUGCCUCAGCCUCCUGAGUUGACUAGGCCUAUAGACAUGCACUGCCAUACCCAGCUAGCUUUUAGAUUUUUUUUGUAGAGACAGGAUCUUGCUAUGUUGCCCAGGCUGGUCUCAAACUCCUGACCUCAAGCGAUCCUUCCUCCUUGGCCUCUCAAAGUGCUGGGAUUACAGGUGUGAGCCACUGCACCUGGCCAUGUGUGUAUUUUCUUUCCCCUAAAUAUUCUCACUGGCUGCAGGUCUGAUGUGCUGUCCUUUUGGUACCUGGUGGAUUAACCAGCCCCAGACACGUAUAGACCAAUUAGCUGAAAGACCAAAAGGCCAUUUCCUGUCAGGUUUGGGCAGAGCUCAGCACCUCUGUGGUAGUCAAGGGGAGUUGAUGGAUAAAUACCCCAACUCCCUCACCCUUGUGUGGGAUGACUGAGGUUCAUGUUCUACACUGACCCCUAGUGUUCACCCAUGGGAUUGAACUCCAGCUGUCCACUGUAGAAACCUGCUUAUCAAUACACCCUUUGCUGACUUCCUUCCCUUCCCUCUCCCACAUAUCCACCCCACUUACAGUAUUUCCUGUUUAUUUCCUAAAUACUUGAAUCCUUGUCUCAGGGUUGGCUUCUGGCAGACUCCAAACACAGACAUUCUGUCUAGGCCUCUGUUUCAUGUGCAAAGGGAAGAAUAAAUUAGGCUGUUUUCAAGGCUAUGGGCAUGGGGCGUGGUUCCAUGGGGCUACAUCUCCAUUCUACCAGCUCCCUGGGGUUCUCAGUUCCUGGGGGAUGGGAGAUAGAGAAGGUUUUGGGGAGCAGGCCCCAAGCUUCCUCCACCCGCUGUGGUCAUUCCCAUUUGUUUCCACACCUGAGGCUUGCUUCUAUCUGGCAUCUUCCAGGAGAAGAAGGUGAAUACCUCAGCCUGCCUAGGCCUCCUUGGCUAGAAGUCAGACCUCAAAGGAACCAGCAAAGAGGUGGCUGCCCAGCGACAUCUAUCAAAAUAGCAUUCAGGAGCUGGAGGGAGAGGGGAUGAUUGUAUAUAAUGAAAUGGUUAUGAAUUCUGUUACCAUAAAGCAGCUUCCUGAGGCAGGGCAUAGUCUCACCUGGAUGACAGUCAGUGUUACAGCAUUGCUUGACCAGAGCCUCCCAUUGGCCCUUGGAAAACUCUGGCCAGACAGCUAUAGAGCUGAAACUGAGGUGCAGGAGGGGUCCCUGGUUGCUCCAUGCCACCUCCAGAGUGGUCUCUGUUUAUCAGCUGCAAGGCUGUGGAGCUUUCCUGCUGGCUAGGUCCCUGCACAGCCUCAGGGAUAGACUCAGCAACUGGCCACUUGCAGCCAUGCCAAGAGCUCUCCCAGCUGGACAUGGUGGUUCACACCUGUAGUCUCAGCUAUUCCAGAGGCUGAGGCAGGAGGAUCACUUGAGCCCAGGAGUUUGAGGCUGCAGUGAGCUAUGACUGCACCACUGCCUCUAGCCUGGGCAACAGAGCGAGACCCUAUCUCUCCCUCUCUCUCUCUCUUUUUUUUUUUUUUCCUUGAGACAGGGUUUUCACUCUUGUUGCCCAGGCUGAAGUGCAGUGGCGCGAUCUCGGCUCACUGCAACCUCGGCCUCCCAGAUUCAAGCGAUUCUCCUGCCUCAGCCUCCUGAGUAGCUGGGAUUACAGGCGCCCACCACCAUGCCUGGCUAGUUUUUGUAUUUUUUAGUAGAACUCCUGACCUCAAGUGAUCUGCCCUCCUUGGCCUCCCAAAGUGCUGGGAUUACAGGUGUGAGCCACCGUGCCCAGCUGAGGCCCUGUCUCUUAAACAAAGCUUAUCUGAUGUCCAGCUCCCGGGCCUGGGGUGCUGGUGUGGACCGCCUAGACUCUACAGGCUGGGUGUACCAGAGGAAGCAGGAGCAGCCUGCAGAGAGGUGGCUGAUCAGGUGAGGACAGGUGGCUGGGUGGGCAGGGCUUUGACAGAAAUCCCACAUCAUCCUUACUCCUGCCUCCUUCCUCCCAUGCUUCUGGGCUCUCCUGCACACUCCAAAGUAAAGUCUGGCCCUUGUCUGGCUCCUGAAGAGUUGCCUUCAAGCUGGUGGAGUAUCCUGUGUGAUAAGAGUCUCUUUGUAGAGACCUCUUUGGAGGUCACACCAGAGAGUUUAUGCCUUGGGCCUUGCUGUAUCAGUUUGACCUCUCGAGGGGCUUGAGGCUGAGUAGCUAAGGUCAAUCACACAAAUGGUCAGCCAUACUAUGUGGCUGUUAUGGGCUAAAUCAAGCUUGUUUAACCCACCACCCACAGGCUGCAUGUGGCCCAGGAAGGCUUUGAAUGUGACCCAACACGAAUUCGUAAACUUUCUUAAAACACUAUGAGAUUUUUUUUUUUUGCCAUUUUUAGCUCAUUAGCUAUCGUUAGUGUAUUUUAUGUGUGGCCCAAGACAAUUCUUCUUCCAGUGUGGUCCAGGGAAGUGAAAAGAUUGGACACCCAUGGGCUAAAUUAUGUCCCCUUCAGUCCCUUGCCAAAUUCCUAUGUUGAAGUCUUAACUCCUGGUCCCUUAGAAUGUGACUGUAUUUGGAGAUAGAGUCUUCUAUUCCUCCUUGGCCUCCCAAAGUGCUGGGAUUACAGGUGUGAGCCACUGCUCCUGGCCAUGUAUGUAUGUAUGUGUGUAUUCUUUCUCUUUCUUUCUCUCUUUCUUUCUUCUUUCUUUCUUUCUUUCUCUCUUUCUUUCUUUCUUCUUUCUUUCUUCUUUCUUUCUUUCUUUCUUUCUCUCCUUCCUUCCUUCCUCCUUCCUUCCUUCUUUCUUUCUCUCUCUCUUUCUUUCUUUCUUUCUUUCUUUCUUUCUUUCUUUCUUUCUUUCUUUUUCUUUCUUCCCUUCCUUUCCUUCCCUUUCUUUUCUUUUUCUAUUUUUUUUUUUCAGGGUCUCUCUCCAUCGCCCAGGCUGGAGUACAGUGGUGCGAUCUCGGCUCACUGCAACCUCCACCUCCCAGGCUCAAGUGAUUCUCCUGCCUCAGCCUCCCGAGUAGCUUUGAUUACAGGCCCGUGCCACCACGCCCAGCUAAUUUUUGUAUUUGUAGUAGAGACACGGUUUCACCAUAUUGGCCAGGCUGGUCUUGAACUCCUGACCUCAAGUGAUCCCCUGACCUUGGCCUCCCAAAGUGCUGGGAUUACAGGCGUGAGCUGCCAUGCCCAGCCCCGCAUGUACGUAUUUUUCUUCCUCCAAUUUUCUUUCUCGUUGGCUGCAGGCCUGAUACGCUGUGCUUUUGGUACCUGGCGGAUUAACCAGCCACAGGCACAUACAGACCCAUUUGUUGAAAGACCAAAUGCAGGUGGAGGGACUGGUCAGGUUUGGGCAGAGCUCAGCACUUCUGUGGCAGUCAUGGGGAGUUGGUGGAUAAAUACCUCAGAGCUAGAGACAGAGAUGUGUGCACACAUAGAAGGAAGACAAUGUGAAGUCGCAGGGAACAGACAGCCACUUACAAGGCCUGGAGAGAAGCCGCAGAACAACCCUACCAAUGAUCUUGAAUUUGACCUUGAACUUCCAGCCUCCAGAACUAUGAGAAAAUAAAUUUCUGUUGUUUAAGCCUCCCAGGCUGUGGUAUUUUGUUAUGGUAGUCCCAGGACACUAGUGAUCCUCCAUUAUCUGCAGGGAACAUGUUCCAAGACGCCCGGUAGAUUCCUGAAACCAUGGGUAGUACAGAACCCUAGCUAUACUAUGUUUUGUUGAUCUCAUAACUGCCAUGGCUAGUAAGGGACUAAUGGGUGGGGUGUUUACAGUUUAGAUGUGCCAAACAAACUUGGGAUUGACAUCCCGGCUUGGAUGGAG
Messenger RNA from Symphalangus syndactylus (siamang), 4225 nucleotides. RefSeq lists its product as uncharacterized. Lineage: Eukaryota; Metazoa; Chordata; Mammalia; Primates; Hylobatidae. The record is from RefSeq and is a predicted model, not a curated record.